CAACAAAUUGGGAAGAAGAAAUAACGAGGGACGCGUAAACAGCUGAAGACAAGUCAAACCCUCCCUCUCGCUUUGUACACAUAUCUUCUUAUAGGUAAGGGACAUGGUGCUAUGGUCGUCUCCCCCAACCCCCAGGAAGCUGAUCGCCACCGUCGGCUGCUUCGUCGCCGGCGCUGCCCUAUUCGCCGUCGGAGCCCACCUCUCAUUCACCAACGUAGCCCCUCAGCAAGCUCGCACCAAAGCCCGCAACGACUUCAUCAAGGACCGCCUCCGAAAGCUCCUUGGAGACUGACCUUCUCAAGCUUCCCACCCAGUUGCUUCAUCGCAAUCCGUUUUUCAUUGUUCGUAUGGUUGGAGGGACAGUCUAAUGAUACAGUAUGUGAUGUCAUCUUCUUCAGCAAGAAGACUACACUCCUGUUUGUGCUGCUUUCAUCUACAGGGGAGUUCAGUUGAUGUUACACCAAAUCCAAGCACUCAACCCUCUACAACUGUCAAUAUUACUCGUGAAUACAACCGUGUCUUUAACCAUAUCUGCAGUGAGAUAUGGCCUGUCAUUCAUCCUGAAAACUUGUCUUGUGAAAACCCAGACUUAGUGCAAGGGGAAGUCCAUGAAGAACAACAGAUAUUGGUGCCGGUCCUUAAGCCCAGCCGAGAGAGUGCCCAAGAGGCACUUCAGCAUGUCAGACCUAGCACCCCUACUCAACUUGCCUCUGCCUAUUUUAAACAGAGUGAAGACGCUUUCCAUCUAUGCAUCCUACUCCAUGAUAGUGCACGCCGUGCUCGUUUCCUUUACCAUGAUAUACAUUACCUUCUCCACAGUCUUCCCCUAGAUUCGGAUCCUAACUCCCUCUCUGAAUCUCAAUGUGAGAAGGCUUUCGACACUUUCCUUCAAUUUGAUUACCUUGACAACCCCUUCCCAGACCCCAAUUCCCUCAACUUCGAAAACAUGCACUGCUUCUCCCCACUGAAUGAACGUCAUAACCGGCUUGCCAAGUCCGCCUCUAGGGCCGACCUCCUUUGUUGUCCUGCCUCUUGCUUCAUUUGUUUCAAAGGACCAUUACUCUCUGUAAUCCCUUUCAAGAUUGCUAAAAAGGAGCAGGCCCAUCUGCCACAGCUUGAUGCUGCUGCCAAGGGCACAUACUUCCUGCACAAUCACCUCAAAACAAUUGAAAUUUUGGUUAAACAUUUGUAUGAUUCUGUUGAAAGUGAUAAAAAUCUUGUUCGGCUUGGAUUAAAAAUAGGCAGGGACAGGUAUCUCAUCAGUGAGGUUGCAAAACAGCUUCAGAAGGACCAUCGUAUUUUCUUUAGUGACCUUAUGAGUUUUGAGAAACACCUAUGUAUAUGCUUUGGUGAAAUCAACAGUGAUAGAUCUCUCCUCCUUGAAGAGAUCAGUCUUCAUCAGUCACAUUCUCUCUAACAAAUUUGCUGCAUGAACUGUGAGCUAGAGAACCUCAGUGGUAUAUCUAAUUGGCCUAUGUUGUUGCUCUGGAGCAUAAGUUGAGGUUCCAAUAAUGCAUUGCCCAGGCUUGAAAGAUGGUGGCCGGGCCAUCGCCAAAACCGCCACAUACUUUGAAAAUAGAACCCACCCAAUGGAAGGAAUUGGGAAUUACUUAUUGCUAAGACAGCGGGAUAUUCAUAUCUUCGUCAAAUUCAAGUGAAACCGACAGAUGAACUUUGUUUCUUUACGAACAUUGUGGUGAAAUCUUAAUUUGUAUGCACCCAAGCUAUUUGAUGUAGCUAAAAGGAAGCUUGUAUGGUUGUAAUUGCUGCAAAUAUUAGUUUUCAGCUGAAGACUUAUGAAUUGAAUUGUGAAAAUAAAUAAAUAAAGGGAAUAGUUAUAUAGAA
Diospyros lotus (date-plum) is the source of this 1845-nucleotide messenger RNA. RefSeq lists its product as uncharacterized. Bases 104 to 292 code for a protein of 62 amino acids. The transcript has 5 exons. NCBI's taxonomy places the organism in Eukaryota, Viridiplantae, Streptophyta, Magnoliopsida, Ericales, Ebenaceae. The record is from RefSeq and is a predicted model, not a curated record.